Molecule: messenger RNA, 2122 nt
Organism: Erinaceus europaeus (western European hedgehog)
Lineage: Eukaryota; Metazoa; Chordata; Mammalia; Eulipotyphla; Erinaceidae
Gene: UBAC2
Product: UBA domain containing 2
Exons: 9
Coding region: 186-1250 (354 amino acids)
Molecular function (GO): serine-type endopeptidase activity; protein binding
Source: RefSeq, a predicted model, not a curated record
CGCCCGGGUCCCUUCUCCGGGCUCCUGCUGGAACAGCCUGGGGCCAGCGGGUCUGCAGGACGUUUGGGGAGGCGGGGGCGAUCCCAUCAUCAUCCCCGCGCCCAGAACCUUGGCGGGUCCGGCCCGUGGUGGCGGGGGAGCCCCGCAACCUGUGCCCGGUGGACCGAGUGAGGAUUGGGGCUCGGAUGCCCGCCCCCGCCCUUACCUGCCCAGCCAGGUGCGGUGCCCCGCCGGCGGCUGCAGAUAAGGCGCCUCUGUCCAAAAGUCUCCUCCUGGUUCCCGGUGCUCUGUCAGUCUUGCUGGCCCUCCUUGUGCCACACUGCCAGAGGUUCUUUGUGUAUGACCUCCAGGCUGUCAAGGAUGACUUCCAGAUUUGGAGGUUUAUAUGUGGAAGAAUAAUUUGCCUUGAUUUGAAAGAUACUUUCUGCAGCAGCCUGCUUAUUUAUAACUUUAGGAUAUUUGAGAGAAGAUAUGGAAGCAGAAAAUUUGCAUCCUUUCUGCUGGGCUCCUGGGUGCUGUCAGCCGGGCUUGACUUGAUCCUGGUGGAGGCGGUGCGGUACUCCUUUGGCUUUUCUGCAGCGCCGAGUCUGCCUUCGGGAUUCCUGGCGCCUGUGUUUGCUCUGUUUGUACCGUUUUACUGCUCCAUUCCAAGAGUCCAAGUGGCACAAAUUCUGGGCCCGUUGUCCAUCACAAACAAGACGUUGAUUUACAUAUUGGGACUACAGCUUUUCACCUCUGGUUCCUACAUCUGGAUUGUAGCCAUAAGUGGACUUAUCUCCGGCCUCUGCUACCACAGCAGGAUGCUGCAGGUCGACCAGGUGCUCUGCGUCCCCGGCUGGAUGGCCCGGCUCUUCUCCUGCACCCUUGAGCCCAUCUUCUCCUCGUCAGAGCCCACUGCGGAGGCCCGGGUCGGCAUGGGGGCGACGGUGGACAUCCAGAGGCAGCAGAGGAUGGAGCAGCUGGACCGGCAGCUGAUGCUCUCGCAGUUCGCGCAGGCCAGGCGGCAGAGGCAGCAGCAGGGAGGAAUCAUCAACUGGAACCGCCUCUUCCCCCCUUUACGGCAGCGACGAAAUACCAACUAUCAGGACGGUCGACGCUCAGAGCAGCCCGCGUCCCCUCCCCUGGAGGUUUCUGAGGAACAGGUGGCCCGACUGAUGGAGAUGGGCUUUUCCAGGGGCGACGCCCUGGAGGCCCUGAGAGCUUCCAACAACGACCUGAACGUGGCCACCAACUUCCUGCUGCAGCACUGAGGUGUGUUGUCUCCCCUGUCCUCACGCUGCCCGGGGACCUGCGUGGGCAAGGGGACCCCCAUACAUCCCCCUCCUCUCCAAAGUGAUCACCAUCAGGUACUGAAAAGAAGUCUGCUGUUCGACUAGCGUGAACUCUCCAUCUUUUUUUUUUUUUUUUUUUACUGGGUGUUUCCCUCAGUUCAGAGAACUGCCACUCGUUCUGACUGUGUUCCCAGUGGUCAGGGUCUCAGGGGCUCUGUUGGGGGCUGACCAGCUGCUGUCCCCCGAAGUGACUCCCCUCGCUCUACCUCGGCGCAGUCAGGGAAAGGGAUGUCACUACAGGAAGGACACAGGGUGUCACUCCUUAGGGACUGUUCUCAUCUUAAGGUUUCUUUUCUCAACUUUCUUUUUCUCCAGGCCCAGAAGUGGGUAGUACCCUCCCCCAGCCCCAGCCACAAGGGGAAAGCGAAGCUAAGUCCUCUCCCCCCACCCCCCGGCCAGGGCAUCAUCCCCACUCCCAUGACCCACCAUCAGUGACGAUCAGGCAUGAUCCUGGGUUCUAGAAUAUUCCACAAGACCUACCUGGGGUCAGCUUUGCUCAGAAUGUGCCUGGUUAGCCUCUCAGGCGAGGGGUGACAAUGGGACAGUCAGAACAGGGGCCUUCCAAGCAGGCAGCUCUGCACCCUUCUGGGGAGCCACCUUUCAGGAGCUUUCUCCCCUGGCCCCAGGUGAAGCCAAGAAGAGAGCAGGGGGUAGUUGCCGCGUGGGUGGAAUGAUCUAGAGCAGGGCGACCAUUUGGACACCUACUUUAUUCUGCCAGAGUGAGCAGACAUGUACCAAAUUGAUGCAGAUUUGGACAAGUGUGAGACAAUAAAAGUUUUUAAUGUGUUUUA